Molecule: messenger RNA, 835 nt
Organism: Vicia villosa (hairy vetch)
Lineage: Eukaryota; Viridiplantae; Streptophyta; Magnoliopsida; Fabales; Fabaceae
Product: ATP synthase subunit d, mitochondrial
Exons: 5
Coding region: 64-570 (168 amino acids)
Biological process (GO): proton motive force-driven ATP synthesis
Molecular function (GO): proton transmembrane transporter activity
Source: RefSeq, a predicted model, not a curated record
GGUGAUUACAGAGAAUAAGCAGAAACAAAUCCGAAUCGCGUUUUGUGACAAGAGAAAGCCAAAAUGAGCGGACCAGCCAAAAAAGUGGUGGAUGUUGCCUUCAAAGCCGGCAAGAACAUCGACUGGGAAGGGAUGGCUAAGCUUCUCGUCUCCGAUGAAGCUCGCCGUGAAUUCUCCGGUCUCCGUCGCGCUUUCGACGAGGUUAACAGCCAACUUCAAACAAAGUUCAGCCAGGAGCCUGAGCCGAUAGACUGGGAAUAUUAUAGAAAAGGAAUUGGCCCUCGUUUGGUGGAUAUGUACAAGGAGGCUUAUGAGAGCAUUGAGAUCCCCAAGUUUGUUGACACAGUAACUCCUCAAUAUAAGCCUAAAUUUGAGGCUCUGUACGUUGAGCUUAAAGAAGCAGAGGAGAAAUCUUGGAAGGAGUCUGAGCGCUUGGAAAAGGAAAUUGCUGAAGUACAAGAGUUGAAGAAAAAUAUCAGUACUAUGACAGCAGAUGAGUACUUUGCCAAGCAUCCUGAGCUGAAGAAGAAGUUUGAUGAUGAGAUUAGGAACGAUCAAUGGGGCUAUUGAUUUUCAGACAUUUAAAGUGUAGCAAAACAUCCGAAGUUGAUGUUUUCCUUGCUGGGUUGAAUAAAUAAUAACUACAUUGAUUUUUUGUAACUUGGUUCUUCUCUUCGGUUUAAAAGGUUCUUCACAUUUCCAUUUUCAAAGUUGUCAAAAUUUUAUGGAGUUGCUUGUAGUUUAGAAACUGCUGUUUUAUUAUGGUUUCAGUUCAGACACCCACUUUUUGGAAAAUGUUGUGGUUAUGUUAAUAAAUUGUUCUGCUGAUAUAUAA